Scophthalmus maximus (turbot) is the source of this 2989-nucleotide messenger RNA. RefSeq lists its product as uncharacterized. The transcript is spliced from 14 exons. The record is from RefSeq and is a predicted model, not a curated record. NCBI's taxonomy places the organism in Eukaryota, Metazoa, Chordata, Actinopteri, Pleuronectiformes, Scophthalmidae. The coding region runs from base 83 to 1876 and encodes 597 amino acids.
AAAGCGCUACACGGAAGUCGUCACAAACCCCGUGACCGUGAACGUCCCGGUCAGAGACAGAAGAGCUCGUCCUUCACCGCAGAUGGGUCGCUCGGGGUUCGCGCUCCUGUGCGCGUUCACGCUGCCGCUCCUCGGCGUCCGCUCCGCGGUCACAGGCUCACCACCUGGCUCACCACCUGGCUCACCACCACCUGGCUCACCACCUGGCUCACCACCUGGCUCACCACCACCUGGCUCACCACCUGGCUCACCACCACCUGGCUCACCACCUGGCUCACCACCACCUGGCUCACCACCUGGCUCACCACCACCUGGCUCACCACCUGGCUCACCACCACCUGGCAAAACUGGAAGGGUCUUUGCAGUUGCCGGUCAAGAUGCCGUCCUGUGGCCUCAGCACGUCCUCCCACGUCACAGGAGCACGUCCUCCCGCGUCACGGUGGAGUGGUCACGGGUGGAUCUGCCGUCCGCAUUGGUGGUUUACAUUUCCCGCAACGGAGAAGAGCUCGUGAAGGACAAGGACGCGGCGUACCAAGGGAGGACGUCUGCAACCGGGGACGGGUCUCUGAAGCUGCUCAGGGUCACACGGCGGGACAGCGGCACCUACAUGUGCAAAGUUUUUAGAUCCUCAACGAUGGAAGACAAAGUGAACGUCUCUCUGGUUGUUGGUGAGGUGUCCGACGUCAACGUGACAUUGCAGCGGACUUCGUCCAACCAGCUGCUGGUUCACUGCGAGUCCAGCGGCUGGAGCCCAAAGCCGCUGGUUUCUCUGCUGAACGCCAACGGGGACGUCCUCCCCGCUCAGAGGGAGUUCUCGGUGGGACCGGACCAGCUCUACUCUGUUGGGGCUCACCUGGAGGUGGAAGCAGACAAAGGAAGUGGAACCCUGACCUGUCGAGUGCAGAUACCCGGGAGCAGCCUGGCGAAGGAGCAAACGAUUCAUGUCACAGAUCAAUUUCGUCCUGUGGAGGCGUGUCCUGAAUGUUGGAUCUAUGCUGUGCUGCCAAUCGUCUUCAUCAUCGCCACGGUGACCGUCCUCCUGCUCGGUUAUCAUGUUAACAAGGACAAGCUCAAGAAGUGGCGAUCUGCGCUGUGGUCUCUGAAGGCUUUCUACUGUAGAGGCAGAGCUGAUCAACAAGCAUUACCACGCAGUGAAAGUCAACCAGCACAGCAGGGACCAUGUGGACCAGGGAGUCACCUUCUUGAUCCAGCUCCUCAAGACCAUGUGGAGGUCAAACAUUCUCCGUCUGGUGAGAAAGCGUUAGCAAGUGAUGACAGAUACAAAGUGUACGGAGACGUCCUCCUGGUGGAAACUACAGGCGCUUCGGAUUUAACAGUGGAUGCAAACAAAAACCAACUGAUCGUCGCCGUCUCAGGUCAACUUCUGUCUGGAGUCGCUGCUUCUGAGGAGCUGGCGAGGAGUGACCUGGCGGAGAUGGCCAAGUACAAGAGGGAUAUCGUCAGUGUGGGACAGUCACUCAGUGUCCACCCUGCCCUCAUCGCCGCCAUCAUCUCCAGACAGUCUCGGGCUGGAACCAGCCUGAAACCAGGAGGCUUUGGAAAGACAGACCCCAACUGCUUCGGCCUCAUGCAGAUCAACAAGCAUUACCACGCAGUGAAAGGCAACCCGCACAGCAGGGACCAUGUGGACCAGGGAGUCACCUUCUUGAUCCAGCUCCUCAAGACCAUGCGGAGGAAGAAGCCCAACUGGACCCCGGAGCAGCAGCUGAAAGGAGCGUUGGGCUGCUACAUCUCAGGUGAGGAAAAAAUCAUCCCGUUGGCUCGUCCCGAGGAGGUGGACGGCGAGACGCCGCGCGGGGACUUCCCCAGCGACGUGGUCGCCAGAGCUCACUGGUUCGCCCGCAACGGCUACUGAGAGUCGGCUCAUGUCAGAUUUUGGGGUUAAACUAAAGAAGGGUUGAAAGCAGAGCAGCUGGGUUGAAGGUUAUAUAUAUAUACUGUAUAUAUAUAUAUAUACAGUAUAUAUAUAUGUACAUGUAUCUGACUCUACAUGUCGCACCAGCGUCACGGAGAACCCCCCAUGUGGUUGCUAAGUGGACCAUGUUCACACGGUAGACAUCUUCCUCUGCUUCCUGACUGAGCAGCAGUUCCAGAGUAGAACAACACAUUUGAUAGCUCAUGAGCUGCUAUGAGAGAACAGCGAACGUCAGCGUUCAACCAGUUUGGUCGAUGCUAGCUACCAUUCAGAUAGCUAGCAUCAAUAGCAUUUAAAAAGAUAGUAUGAGAGACAGUGAGAGUGACAUCAGAGGAAACUGUCCGCCAUGUGAAUAUGGUCAAUAGUGAUUAUAAUUGAAUACUCAUACUUUAAUAUAGUGUUACAGAUAAAUGUUAAAUAAUUGUUGAAUGAACCAAAGAGAUUGUGCCUGUAUGUGAAAAAGGAAUUAAUUCACGUUGCUGAAACGUUGAGAUGAGAGUUAAUGACCUUUCAUUUUUUUCUUUCUUUUUGUUUAAAAAUGUGUGAAUUUGUCUUUAAAAUCCCAUAUUUUACAUAUAUACUGUAUGGAAGGAAGGAAACGUUUCACCAUGAAGCCAUGAAAAAACAUGAUACUGGAGGAUAAGUGAUUUUCCUUCUGAUGGUUCUACUGUUUUACGAGAUGCGCUGCAGUUAACAAUGGAGCAUAAUUACAUAUUGAUUUUCCAGACGCCGAAGGAAAAGGACUGAAUGUUUGCUCAGUGACAUCUCACAGUGAAUAUGUUAUGUACCAUAUGUGUCUGUAUAGUUAGACCGACAACACUGUUUCCAGUACACACACACACACACACACACACACACACACACACACACAGUACAAACAGUAUAUGAGCUGAAAACACAAGUGCUACUGAAACUUUUUCUUUCCUCCGUCUUGUUACGUCAGUGUUUUCUGAUUUGUCUUUGUGCCGAACGUGUGUUCUCAGUACUGGACCACGGCACUGUGUUAUGAACGUUGUGACUUGACAGACAAUAAAGUGCCUUUAUGAACCUGAA